AUGAUGUUGCCAUCGCCAUCGUCAAGUCCGCCCCGGAGAGCGUCUAGGCCGAAGCAGCCCAGGACACAGUCGGCACCUCUUCAUCCACGGACGAGGACCCCACCAUUGGCCACCAUUGUGCCCACAUUUCUGGCCCAGCCCAAGUGCACACGCUGCACCGUCCGUGUCGUGCACGUAUCGACGCCCGGCAAGGACAAGCCGGACCAGACGCAGCGCGCUGUUGUGGAAUGGGGUGCGAUACCGUACUACAAGACGACGGGCCGGCCCGCCGAGUUUGUGUACUACACGACAGAGCGGGCCAACGACUUGCGACCAGAGCUCUUAGCCGCCUGGCAUGCGGCGAGGGCGCGUGGUCUUGAGAUUGGAGGCCAGACGGCUCUCGCGGGGUCGUCGUCUUCAUCGUCAUCAUCAUCAACAUCGUCCUCUACGGGACAGAUGCCGGACUGGAUAUCAGAGCGUCUCCGGGACUGCUGGGUCGUCGAACAGCUUGUAUACUGGGUCGAGUUCCUGCAGGAGUGGAAGUACUACCGAGACUACUACGUCUUUCGCGAAGAGCUGUUCGAUGGAGAGGUGCCCGAGAUUCUCUGCCCAGGAUGCAAGGAUUGCUCAGGACGCCUGGCAGCUCUCGUGCCUCUGCCUGAUUGCGACCUGGAAUCUGUGCCUGCUGAAACGGAGGUGCCGCCCUUGAAUAGGAGCACAAGUCAACCGGAGUCGGGGAAGAUGAUUGUCACCGAGUCGUGCUGCGAGGUCAAGCUUGAGACGUGCGAUUGA
Molecule: messenger RNA, 771 nt
Organism: Verticillium alfalfae VaMs.102
Lineage: Eukaryota; Fungi; Ascomycota; Sordariomycetes; Glomerellales; Plectosphaerellaceae
Exons: 1
Coding region: 1-771 (256 amino acids)
Source: RefSeq, a predicted model, not a curated record